This is a messenger RNA of Balaenoptera ricei (Rice's whale), 1492 nucleotides long. Its product is annotated as BOLA class I histocompatibility antigen, alpha chain BL3-7-like. The transcript has 8 exons. NCBI's taxonomy places the organism in Eukaryota, Metazoa, Chordata, Mammalia, Artiodactyla, Balaenopteridae. The record is from RefSeq and is a predicted model, not a curated record. The coding region runs from base 35 to 1213 and encodes 392 amino acids. Gene Ontology annotation, cellular component: external side of plasma membrane. Gene Ontology annotation, biological process: antigen processing and presentation of endogenous peptide antigen via MHC class I via ER pathway, TAP-independent; immune response; antigen processing and presentation of endogenous peptide antigen via MHC class Ib. Gene Ontology annotation, molecular function: signaling receptor binding; peptide antigen binding.
CCGCCGGGACUCAGCGUCUCCUCAGAUCCCGAGAAUGCUGGUCAUGGCGCCGCGAACCCUCCUCCUGCUGCUCUCAGGCGCCCUGGCCCUGACCGAGACCUGGGCGGGCUCCCACUCCCUGAGGUAUUUCUACACCGGGGUGUCCCGGCCCGGCCGCGGGGAGCCCUGCUUCAUCGCCGUCGGCUACGUGGAUGACACGCAGUUCGUGAGGUUCGACAACGACGCCCCGAAUCCGAGGACGGAGCCGCGGGCGCCGUGGGUGGAGCAGGAGGGGCCGGAGUAUUGGGAUCGGGAGACGCGGAACUUCAAGGACGCCGCACAGACUUUCCGAGCGAACCUGCACACCGCGCUCGGCUACUACAACCAGAGCGAGGCCGGGUCUCACACCGUCCAGUGGAUGUACGGCUGCGACGUGGGGCCGGACGGUCGCCUCCGCCGCGGGUACAGUCAGCACGCCUACGACGGCGCCGAUUACAUCGCCCUGAACGAGGACCUGCGCUCCUGGACCGCGGCCGACGCGGCGGCUCAGCUCACCAAGCGCAAGUGGGAGGCGGCCGGUGCUGCGGAGCGCGAAAGGAACUACCUGGAGGGCAGGUGUGUGGAGGGGCUCCUCAGAUACCUGGAGACCGGGAAGGACACGCUGCAGCGCGCAGACCCUCCAAAGACACAUGUGACCCAUCACCCCAUCUCUGACCGUGCGGUCACCCUGAGGUGCUGGGCCCUGGGCUUCUACCCUGAGGAGAUCUCACUGACCUGGCAGCGUGAUGGGGAGGAUCAGACCCAGGACAUGGAGCUUGUGGAGACCAGGCCUUCAGGGGACAGAACCUUCCAGAAGUGGGCGGCCCUGGUGGUGCCUUCUGGAGAGGAGCAGAGAUACACGUGCCAUGUGCAGCACGAGGGGCUUCAGGAGCCCCUCACCCUGAGAUGGGAACCUCCUCAGCCCACCGUCCCCAUCAUGGGCCUCAUCGUUGGCCUGGUUCUCUUGGUGGUCACUGGAGCCGUGGUGGCUGGAGCUGUGAUCUGGAGGAAGAAGCACUCAGGUGAAAAAGGAAGGAGCUACGCUCAGGCUGCAAGUGAGUGUGGAGGGGGUGUGACUCCUGAGACCCUUGCAGUGACAGUGCCCAGGGCUCUGAUGUGUCUCUCACGGAUCCUAAAGUGUGAGACAGCAGCCUCGUGGGGACUGAGUGAUCCACGGUCCCACUUUGUGGCUUAAGAUCCUGUGACUCCUCUUUUCUGCAGCUGCAUCUGAAUGUGUCUGUGUUCCUCGUAGCAUAAUGUGAGGAGUUGGGGAGACUGGCCCACCCCUGCCCACCACGACCUCUCCCCACACUGACCUGUGUUCUCUUCCCACCCUGACCUGUGUUCUCUUCCCUGAUCCACUUGCCUGUUCCAGCAGAGGCAGGGCUGGGCCACCUCCAUCCCUGUCUUAACUUCGUGUUGCACUGAGUAAUAAUGUCCUACUUGCCUGUUGGAAAUAAAAUCUAUAUAUGAA